AAAAAAACUUGUGUUUUGUAAAAAAAAAAAAAAAAAAAAAAUACAGUGUAAAUAUAUCAUCCAGGGGCGCAUCUGGUACUGAAACAAAACUAUGGGUUCUCCAGAAGGGGAACAAAAUAUCAAAAAUGGUCCUGUUGUAAAGCGUGGAUGUUGACAAAAAAAACAUGGAUUUUCUUGCUUUACAACAGGAUCCACCAUUUUUCAAAAAAUACAAUUUCCCUGAAGUAACCACGCAAAUAACUUGGUUUGUGAAUAUAGUAAUAAUAAAGUAUAAUAUUACGAUUUAAUUGCAUGUACCAUGGUUUGUUCGCUUGUUCUUUCUUUCCUUAUAUAAGACUUUGCAGCUAUCUUUUUUCCUUUCAGUUUUUUGCCCAUAAAUCCCCCCUUUGUAAGUGUACUUGGACCCAAGUAACCUUUCCCCCAAACUCUCCUGUGAAUGUCAGCAGCAAAUAUACGGCUCCCUGUUGGGUUAAUGAAUACUCUCACCGUCAAACGUCACUCUCUCGCUCUCUGUCGCUCUCUCACUCACUCUUUUUCACUCUCUCAUUCACUCUCUCUCCUCUCCAUUCCAAACACAAGUGAGUUCACACAGAACACGGUAAACAAAACUUCCUUGUUUUCCAAAGUCCGGUCAGCAGAGGAUGGUGGACAACGAUUUGUAUCGGCUUUACCAUGGUCUUAUGCUGCCUAAGAUUGCUCAUACAGAUGAAAGUCUUAACUACCUCCAGAAUUUCCAAGUCAAAGAUGAUGAUACUUUCGCCGUCACCUAUCCAAAAUCUGGUACCACAUGGAUGCAGGAAAUUCUUCCUCCACUCCUGAAUGGAGGAGACCUGACCUCAGUGCAAACCGUCCCCAACUGGGACAGGGUUCCAUGGCUGGAGGAAACCCGAGCUCCACUGGUUCUCGACAAACUCCCUUCACCGCGAGCCAUUGUCUCCCACAUGCCUUUUCAUUUGAUGCCUUCCUCCUUUUUCAACUCCAAGGCUAAGGUAAUCUACGUUGCUCGGAAUCCAAAAGAUGUUCUAGUCUCAUCUUUCCACUUUCAUAAAAUGGCAAGUUUCCUUGAAGACCCAGGAACAUUUGAGGAAUUCACAGACAAAUUCCUGUCAGGAAAAGUUCUUUUUGGGAAGUGGACAGACCAUGUGAAAAGUUGGCGAAACCCUGAGCUUGGGGACAGAAUUCUAUACAUCACCUAUGAAGAAAUGCUUCAGGACCUCCGUGAAGUCCUGGGGCGUAUUUUAAACUUUCUCGGUCGGGAGCUCAGAGAAGACGUUCUGGAUCGUGUGGUCAAUAACUGCACUUUCAAAAAUAUGAAAACAAACACCAUGUCAAACUACUCUCUGGUGCCAGAUGUCAUUUUGGACCAAAAGAAGUCAAACUUCCUCAGAAAAGGUAUCGCUGGAGAUUGGAGGAAUCACUUCAGCCCUGAGCUUGACGCCAAAUUCACAGCUGUAAUUCAGGAGGAAAUGAAAGGAAGUAACAUCAAAUUCUCGUGGGAUGAGGAAUGAGCGAAUCUCUUGUUUAAUUCCCCAUCAAGCAGCACAGUGUGAAAGAGUUAUUGCAGCAACAUCCUCUGGUGUCCUGAAGAUCUGUUGGGAUUGCUUAACAUGAUAAGAUGUUAAAGACAGUUAAACCAAUGUCGGUUUUUACAAGAUGCAACAUCCUGACAUCUGUUUGCAUUGCUUUUUGUCACUGGGUGAAGUUGCAAGCACUAACACAGUGAAAUGGAAUUAGUUGCAUUCACAUCUAAUUAAUGUAUUACUGCAAAAUAAUGAGAUUUAUCUUUGAGAAGGACUGUUAAAGGGACAGUUCACCCAAAAAUGAAAAUUAUCCCAUGAUUUACCCAUGACUACAUUUUAAAACAAACAAAAAAAAAUGCAUCCAUUAAUAAUC
This is a messenger RNA of Megalobrama amblycephala (Wuchang bream), 1893 nucleotides long. It is a transcript of the gene sult2st3, whose product is annotated as sulfotransferase family 2, cytosolic sulfotransferase 3. The record is from RefSeq and is a predicted model, not a curated record. The coding region runs from base 642 to 1508 and encodes 288 amino acids. The transcript has 7 exons. Gene Ontology annotation, biological process: sulfation. NCBI's taxonomy places the organism in Eukaryota, Metazoa, Chordata, Actinopteri, Cypriniformes, Xenocyprididae. Gene Ontology annotation, cellular component: cytoplasm. Gene Ontology annotation, molecular function: sulfotransferase activity.